AUGGAACGUAAUGAGGUAGAAGCUAGAAGAGCAAUGGAAAUUGCAGAGAGAAAACUCUUAGAGAAUGAUUACUAUGGAGCAAAAAAACUCGUUAAACAGGCUCAGAAUCUGUAUCCAAAGCUUAAUGGUUUGAAACAAGUCCUGAUAAUAACCGAUGUUUAUAUUUCCGCAUCAAACGGAGGAAGAAGAGAAGCUGAUUGGUAUGGGAUUCUCGGUAUAGAUCGUUUAGUCGAUGAUGAAACCGUCAAGAAACAGUACAAGAAGCUAGCUCUCUUGUUACAUCCGGACAAGAACAAGUUUAGUGGCGCAGAAGGCGCGUUUAAAUUGGUUUUAGAAGCUUGGCGUCGAUUAUCUAAACCUGAGCCUAAGUCUAACAAUAAGCGUAAGACUAAGCAUAAGCAUAAGCCUAAGCCUAAGACUAAGCCUGAGCCUGAACCUGAACCUACGGUUGAAACUACGUUUUGGACAGUGUGCAAUAGAUGCAAGACAUAUCGUGAAUUUGUGAGGGCUGGUUAUCUUAACAAGACCUUGUCUUGUCAAAACUGCGGUGAGGAUUUCGUUGCGGCCGAGAUAGUUCCAGAGAUAAUCAACGGGAGGCCAUUAAUCAGAUUGAGUCCCUCUGAUCUGUCAACAAGGAAAAGAACAAGUGAUACUUCUUCUUCUUCUUCGUCUGCAAAUCAAGCACACAAAAGAGUGAAAAGAUGGUUUGAGCCUAAGCUUGAUGAGUUUGAUUCUUCUUUAUCAAGAAAGGAGAUAGCCAAUACCUAUAAGUUUUGGACAGUUUGCAAUAGAUGCAAGACGUAUUGUAGAUUUGUGAGGGCUACUUAUCUUAACAAGACCUUGCCUUGUCCAACCUGUGGUCAAGAUUUCGUUGCGACCGAGAUAAUUCCAGAGAUAAUUAAUGGGAGCCCAGUAAUCAGAUUGAUCAGUAGCAAUUUUCAACCAACAAGUAAACGGCGUAAAACAACACCAGAUUCGAGGGUUAAAACCCCAUCAAGACAAUGA
Molecule: messenger RNA, 1005 nt
Organism: Eutrema salsugineum
Lineage: Eukaryota; Viridiplantae; Streptophyta; Magnoliopsida; Brassicales; Brassicaceae
Exons: 2
Coding region: 1-1005 (334 amino acids)
Source: RefSeq, a predicted model, not a curated record